Molecule: messenger RNA, 822 nt
Organism: Limanda limanda (common dab)
Lineage: Eukaryota; Metazoa; Chordata; Actinopteri; Pleuronectiformes; Pleuronectidae
Product: dr1-associated corepressor
Exons: 6
Coding region: 79-528 (149 amino acids)
Biological process (GO): transcription by RNA polymerase II; positive regulation of transcription by RNA polymerase II; negative regulation of transcription by RNA polymerase II
Cellular component (GO): negative cofactor 2 complex; nucleus
Molecular function (GO): transcription coactivator activity; RNA polymerase II general transcription initiation factor activity; protein heterodimerization activity
Source: RefSeq, a predicted model, not a curated record
UAAACAAAUGGCCUCCGCGGAGCUUCCCGGUGAAAACAUGAGAAAUGUGACGGUCCGGUUCGGACUGAAGCGACCGAGAUGCCCGGAAGCAAGCGGAAGUACAACGUUCGAUUCCCCCCGAAGCGCAUCAAGAAGAUCAUGCAGAAGGACUCGGAGGUGGGGAGGAUCGCCAUGGCGGUUCCCGUGAUCAUCUCUCAGGCGUUGGAGAUGUUCCUGAAGUCCCUGUUGACUAAGACCUGUCUGAUAACUCAGUCCAAGCCCAGCACCGUGGUGUCUGUGGCCCACAUGAAGCAGUGCAUCGAGUCAGAGAAGCUCUUCCACUUCCUGAAGGAUCUGGCAGAGCAGGCGACGUCUCCGGCUCAGAGGGACAACAGAGGCCUGAGCAUGUGGCCGCUAUACAGGACCAAACCAAGUGAACCUUCUGUUAAGAAGAAGCCAGAUGUGGUCGACACGGUGACGAGAAGGAGCCUGGACUCAGUCUCCCACGACUCCAGCUCCAGUGAGUCGGAGCUCUACAUCUGUUUAUGAUUGUGAGGAAACAAGAGGAAACUGUUGACGUCAACAUUUAUGUUAUUUUUUUGGGUGUAAAAUAUUUAAGUUAUGUAUGUUUGAUAUUUUCUUGUGAUUGGUCAUGUUGAGAUUUAUUUUCUUCUUUACUUAUCUUUUUGUUUUCCAGUCGUAGAAGAUGCAAACAUGUGACCUGCAGCCACACUGAGCUAAGUGCUAGUUUAGCUGCAGAGCGCCCUCUUGUGGUUUCCAGUUUGAGCGUUUGAUUUUUAAAGCGCUUGUAAAUUAAUGUUUUAAAAAAAGGAAGAAAACAUU